Osmia lignaria (orchard mason bee) is the source of this 11912-nucleotide messenger RNA. It is a transcript of the gene CdGAPr, whose product is annotated as GTPase-activating protein CdGAPr. NCBI's taxonomy places the organism in Eukaryota, Metazoa, Arthropoda, Insecta, Hymenoptera, Megachilidae. The record is from RefSeq and is a predicted model, not a curated record. Gene Ontology annotation, biological process: small GTPase-mediated signal transduction. Gene Ontology annotation, molecular function: protein binding; GTPase activator activity; phosphatidylinositol binding.
GACCCUUGUUAUGUAUUCGUUGUGUAGUGUCGUAUAUUUUGAAAGUAUGCCGUUUCGAUUAGCUUGCGUUUAUUUAUUUUAUUACAUGUUCGAUUCCUCAUUGUAUCUCGUCGAUUGAUCUGCUGCCUCGUCACUUCUCUCGCUUUCCAAUCGCGUUGCUACCCUUAAAAACGUAGGAAACUUUCGAUAGAUCUUUUUUAGUCUGGCUAAUAAACUUAACGCUUCGGUUCGCAUGGCUUACACCGUCUCGAAUCGAUCAUCGAUGCGAUCCUAUCUUUAUCCGUUCGCGAAUUUUUCCGCGGUUACACGCGUCGAUUGGAAGAUAUAUUCGUGACCUCGUAAGAAUUUAACCGUGCAUCGAUCCGAUACCAUCAACUAAUUCUCGAGAGCGUUUUCGAAUUUUCCAAAUUUAUGCGCCUGGUAAUUCCUCAGUCCUGGACUAAAAUCGUUUUAUUUAUUUAUUUCUUUUUUUCCAUGUUAAAAUUAAUAAAGAACGGAAAUUUAUAUAAACCGACGCACGCCAGUAAGUUAGAUGAAAAUUCUAUUGAAAUUAUAAAUUAAACGUUUCGCGGAAACCGGUGGAGUCGAGCCGAUUACGUUCGACUACGACUGCGGCUAUCGUAGAGGUUCCAAUUAUAGAAAUUUACGGACAAAUGCGAAGGCGGAUUGGCAGCGAAAUCGGGUUUAAAGAAGCGUAAAGCAGGAGGCAGCGCGGAACGAUCGUUUCCAAGCGAUUGCCAGAUCCAACGGGGAGAGAACAGUGCUCGUUUAUACGUAUAGAGUGGCUCCGAUGUUUGCCUGAACCUUGCCAAAAAAUACAAUGACCCAAAUAACACACAAGUUGCACUCCUUCGUUGAUUCCCAUCCGCACUGCGAUCUCCUCCAGGCCACCGUUUCCUUUCAUCCUUUCCACGUCGAAUUUGUGUUCUUGGUUCACCGAUAAUCUCAAAGUAAUUAAAGUUUAAUCCUUUUUCAUCGUCCUUUGUUGAACUAUUUAUUUUUGAAAAAGAAAAAAUCGAGGAAAUAUUUCGUAUAAAAAUUUGAAAUACUUGUUUCACGAAUUACUAAUUUCUUUUUUAAUGCUGUAGUUACUCUAUUUUUAUCUGUGGAAACGUUGUAAGAUUUAGUGAAUCGACUAUGCUAUGUAUAAAAUGAUGAAAGAUAUAUGUUACACGUGGACGAAAAAUUCAGUGACCUCAUAAUUGAGUCAGUUUUAGCCUUCUAUUCGUUCGUCAUCGUUCUUGGACAAAUAUUGUAAUGAAGGAAAUGAUUAUUAUGCUGCUUCUUGAAUGCAUUAUGCAUGCGAGAUGGGUUGUUUGUGAUUUUGCAUUAUUUUUUACUGCUUCGUUUGGGGAUCAUCGUAAUUUGCUUUAUACUCACGAUCAAAUCAAGCUUCGAUAAGGAAAACAGCAAUAUAAUUAUAAAAUUUAGUAUGUAAGCGUACGAGUAACAAAGUAGGUAAAACAUUAAUUCAAAUUUUCCCGCGCGAACGUUUAUACGCGGGUGGAGGUCCGCCAGAGGCCUAUAUAUAUGGGGCCUUGUCCCCUACAUCGUCAGUCUCCCGGUGACCGCCUAAGGGGCAAGGCGGGAGUCUGGGAAAGGGGUGGGCUAGGGUGAGGGCCCGGAACCCGGGCAUACCCACGGGGCAGUUCGGGUACCCGGGAAUUCCGAGAAGCCACCCUGAGACAUGGGGAUCCCUAUUUUUCUAAAAAAAAUUCUAUUCCUUUCUAAAGAAUUCCCUAGAUUAGAAAAUCAUUUUUUCUUAAAAAAUAGCCUAGGGAAAAUAGUCAUUUUAGUAAAUAUAUUUCUAUACGAAUUCAGCCUUUGAACCCGCGUAUAACGACUGACUAUAUUAAUUAUGAGUGAAAUGGGUUUUGAGAACGUCGAGUUUUCAGCCCGAAGGUUUUUCUACGAAAGCUUAAUAAACGAUGAUAAAGGUAAAAUGAAAAGGCUCCUUUUACAUUUCACCAGCCAGUAGUUUGUGCAUUCGUAGGUCAGGUUAUUCGUGAGCAGUGAGACGUAAGGUUGCUGGACAAACGAGAUAAUUGAUAGUGCUCUUAUAAUUGAAAGUCUACUCUACCGUUUCUCUCGACUGUUAAAGAGGAAGUCCCUUGUACGCGGGCUUGAAAGGCUGCCUUGACUUCCGAUUCUUUUCUUUUUCAGCCAUAUGUGUCGAUCAGUGGGCGCCAGAAACACGUUUACGACAUUGAUUCCUUUGAAAUCUCACCAGUCGCUUAACAGUAACGAAAAGAUCUCGAGGUUCAUGAAAUCAUCUAUUAUUCCUUCGGUGUCCAAGCGGGGCAACCUGGCUCAGCUUCAAACUUCUCAAGUUCUAGUUCACGUAUCUCCACGUUUGCUAUUAAUCGUAAAAUUAAAUGGAAUAUGUAAUGGGAUAUGCUUUCAAAUUAAAGAACAUAUCUUGACCCAGAUUCUCGAUGUUGCAACGAAAAAGAAAAAUUAAAAUUCUACCAUCCUCUGUCGUGUCUACCUUGAACCAGAUUCUCAACAUUGUAAUAAAAAAAUCUGCAAUGUACAAAGAGUAAUAAAUAAAUUCGAUCAUUUAUCACGAUGCACCUUGAACGAGCCCUCGGUGAGACGAGCCGGAGGCCGUGCCCUGCUGAUUUAUCAAAGGAUUAUCCGAUUAGCGUGAAAAAAGAUGUACGCUAAAGGAGUAGACGAAAUUGGAAGUAAAUCGGUGACCCGAAUGUCGUGCAUCCAGUCCCCUCGUUAAUUCGAAUUCUCCGUGCACGGAUGAUUCAUCUGAACCGUCUUCCUUCAAUUGCCUUCACAGACUGCCUCCAUAUUCUGCCAGUGUUAAACGCGAUGCAGCGAAACUCGUUUAAAGCCUUCGUCAAACUUACAUAAUAAGUUUAUUCGGGAUACAAACUGUUGCCGAUACCACGGUUACUCGACGAUACAACCAAAAGCGAAGGCUAAUCUUUAUAUUAUAGAAAAACGUGUUUCUGCUGGAAAUAAUGUUAGCAGCUGUCGAAUAUACAGUGUGAAUUUGGUAGAGUUUAUUUUCAAAGUAGAUUGAAAAUGUAAGCGUUUUAUUUCGUACAGCUUUCAUCAUUGCCGAUAAAUCUGUCGAUCGCUUUGUGGGAUUAGGAUGUAAUCGAACGGACGAUUUCAGUACACCGAUCAGUUCUGGCAGCAACAUGGGCAGUAUAGCACGCUUUCCAAAAUUGGACGAGUGUGCCCACUUUCAUUACGAACAUGUUGAACUCAGUUCCUUGGAGGUUUCGCUUAGCGAAGGCACCAAUGAUUCAGACAGCUACGCGGUCAGAGUGACAUCCGGGGACGCGUGCUGGACCCUGCAACGAUCUUACGAUAAUUUCGUGAUGUUCGACAAGCAACUGCAUCGGUGCAUAUUCGACAGGAAGUUCUCGUCGUUGGCGAAGCUUCCAGACACACGGCCGAAAAACACCUGCGACAUACUGAGGGAUUAUUUGAACAGGUUCUCCCAGUUGAAUCAUGAAGGCCUAAAUUGCGGUCCGGUAUUGAAUUGGCUGCAACUAGACAAUAGAGGAAGAAGAAUCCUCGUGCCGGAAUCGGAUUCCUGUCCAAUUAAUACACCUGCUGUAGCCGCGGCUUACGCGGUUAGACCUUACGCGGCACAGGCACCGGAUGAAAUCUCCUUCCAGGUUGGAGACAUGAUUUCAGUAAUAGACAUGCCACCUCCAGGGGAAAGCACCUGGUGGCGUGGAAAGCACGGAUUCGCAGUUGGUUUCUUUCCGGCUGAAUGCGUGGCUGUGAUCGGUGACAAAGUUCCACGCCAUUUGACCGUGUCGACGACAGUCAGAUCGAAGUUGCCGGUUAAGCCAGUACUGAGGAAACACGGGAAGCUAAUAGCUUUUUUCAGAUCGUUCAUAUUGAACAGACCGUCUAGGAGACGGCUGAAACAGUCAGGAAUUCUGAAGGAACGCGUGUUUGGUUGUGAUUUAGGGGAACAUCUUUUGAACUCCGGACAAGAUGGUACGUGUACAGUGCCUACUGUAUUAACGUGUUGCGCUGAAUUCAUCGAGAACCAUGGCUUGGUGGACGGUAUAUACCGUCUGAGCGGUGUAACAUCGAAUAUUCAAAGACUAAGAAACGCUUUUGACGAGGAUCGUGUCCCUGCGUUGCAUUCCGACGAAAGUAUUCUGCAAGACAUCCAUUCGGUGGCUUCUCUAUUGAAAAUGUACUUUAGAGAAUUACCGAAUCCCCUCUGUACGUAUCAGCUGUAUUCUACGUUCGUUAGCGCGGUUCAAGCCAGUACCGAUGCGGAAAGAUUGAGGCGAAUGAGAGAAACCGUUAGAAAAUUACCACCACCGCAUUACAGAACGUUGGAGUAUCUGAUGCGGCAUUUGGUGAGAGUCGCGGCCAGAGGCGCUGAGACUGGCAUGACCCCGCGUAACGUGGCAAUCGUGUGGGCACCGAAUCUGCUUAGAUGCAAGGAACUCGAAGUUGGAGGCGUAGCAGCACUGCAGGGCGUUGGCGUUCAAGCUGUGGUUACGGAAUUCUUAGUCUGUUACGCGGAAUUAAUAUUCGGGGACGGUCCGGUCGGUCGGCCAAAAUCGUUGGCCAUUACCACGCCCGCGAGAUUGCUCAGUUUGGAGGAGGCACGAAACAGAAGCCUUAGAGGCGAGCCUGAUUACAUCGAAGUGGGCGCUGGUCCAGCCGGGUUACCAUUACAUUACCAUACGGUCAUAGAAUUACCGCGAAAGAGAAACGGCUCGAAGCGUUCACCAUCGUUGAACUGGAGAGCUUUGUUCGGUAGAGGUGGACUGGGUGCCAGAGGGAAGACGAGACAAGUUGGCACGCCACCUCAAGCAGAAACGGUGCCAAGUUCCUUAAACUCCUUACGGCGAUUAAGACCGGUGAAAAGUGCGGAUAGUUUGGACGGUGAGGACAGUUUAGGUCCUCUUCUAGGACCUCCACCAGCUAGACCCUGUGGGCACAGUCGAUCAGUUUCGCAUGAUUCGUAUUUCGAUCAUCUAGCGGACGCACCGAAUACAGCGUCGCCGUUGGAUCUGUCGGAGAUACAGCUUAACUUUGACCUGGAGGAAAGAGAAAUGCGAAUGUUCUCGGAAGAGGAGAGCGCCGGAGUGGCGUCGGUCGAAGCGUCACCGCGACGGCAACGAACCGAGGGAACCCAGAGUGCUGCUGCUACCGGUGGAUCCAAGAGGAAGAGAUCACGAUUGGAGGAAAGACUGCAGUGCGACGUUGAGUUGCGCUUCAUCGAUAGCCAAAGUCCUGAUCAGGUGAUGGUAUCCGCGGAUGUGCACAGUAUGGAUACCCCGUCCCCUCUACCAACCCCGGGAUACCUUCCCUUAUUAUCCGAAGCCUCGACACCGCUGACACCGGCCACCCUACACGGAACGCCUCACUCUACGUCGCCUGUGCCGGCUAAUAGUCCUAGGAUAAGUUUUCGAAGUUUCACUUUACCAUUAGAGAUCGACGACGAUCAAAGCAACGCGAGCAAGCUGAACAGAACUAGCGUGUCUUCCGAUAAAUCAUCCGACCCUAGUCAUAGGUUAUCCGUAAACAUAGAUGGUCAGAGUAACGCAAAGUCCUGCGAGAGGAUAAUUACGUACGACAAACGCGUGGACAUGUACGAUGACAAGGAGUCUUCCAAGGCUCAGAAGACAUCGAACGAGUCGAAUUUGAUGUCCGACGUAGUUGACCAAGAGAUGACGCCUUGCGAUAGGUUAACGUCUCGUCCGAACGAGAUGGACUCUAGUAAAAUAACGUCUCUGUGUAAAAACUCUUGUCACAUGGAGGAGAACAAGUCCCUCAACGACAGCAGAGACACUUUGGACGUACGAAAACACGAUACCUCGACGAACAAGUCGAUCGACUCGCAAAACGACGCCAUGGCUGGAAAUUCGAACGCUCUUCGAAACGAAUUAACCGAUCUUGAUUCUCCGAUGUCCUGCGAACAGACCAUCGAGGAUCUACCCGAUUCCGGCUUCGUUAUUUGCGAUAGCUCCGACAAGAUGUUCACCAACACCGAUACACCUCAGAUCGCAUCGAACACCAACGAUUCCGGUGAAUGGGUGAUAGUGGAGGGUACCGAUUCGAUCACCACUCCAACCAGCGAGUCGAGCAGUCCGAAGGAUCCUCUGGAAGGAACCGUGAAUCCUGCGAUAGCCACUGAUACGCCGCAGUUAAGAUCAAUGUCGGAGAAUGUUUCUAGAACCUCGUUGGAUCUAACUAUGGGCUCGACGGUGGAUACGGACACAUCUUGCAUAGGUGUCAGCGACCUGACGGAGAGUCCUGUUCUACCACAGGAAUCCGGAGAGAUGUCCUUCGACGUUGCUGACAACAGGGAACUCGAGGGGCAGAGUACCGCGCAAAGAUCAUCCGGGGCAUUUGAAAGCGAAACGAGCUUCGGCUUAGUCGAUUCUGGGAAUACUUUUUCGAAUAUCGUACACGAACGGAACAACGGAAACGAGAAAACCAGUGAAAUGGAUCACGAGGCCACCGAAUGCUACUCGCAACUCGAUGAUACUAAAUCGUUCAACGAAAACUCGAUGAAAAAGGAAGAGGUACUGGGAUCAGAGGAGGACGAUGACGAGGUAUUCGAAAAUUCUCAGCGUUCUACAAGGAGCUUGGACUACCAGCAAAAGGGUAUCCGACGUUCCUUGCAGCUGCGUCAGAAGCCACAAUUCCAAGUCGCCGCCGAUCGACGUUCUUUCUCGAGCCAAUCGACCAAGAAACAGGACCUCGAGCUACCCCUUUCCGACAGUAACAAGCAACGCUGUCAAAAGCCAGACAAGUGCCAAAGCUACGAGUACGUAUCUCAGAAAGAAUCUCCUCAGAAGAGUCAACAGCGUAAGCAAUUCUCUUCUCGUACCGAUAAACCGUCUCAAUGUAACAAUCUGAAGAGCAAUCAACUGGAAGAGGAGGAUAUAGAGGUGGUGAUACCGUCGGAGAACGCAGCGGAACCAAGCGAGAUGGCUCAUCCCCCCGAAGGUGCAUCCGAAUCAACAUCCCUCAACUCGUCGUGCUCUUUCUCAAACGCAUCGUCUCCGGUCGAUGAUUCCAUAGUUCUUCGAGACACUGCUGCUAUACUGCAAGAGUUGGCGUUGCAAAGAUUAUCAGGCGGUAUGGUCGGCGAUUUGUCCCUUCCUCCUAGAAAGAGGUACGAGCCUGAGAGCAACAAGGAUCGCAGAAGCUUCGAUUCCGAAAUAGGCAGAGAGAUAGUUCGCGAAAGAAAGAUGAGACAGGAGUUGGACUCUGCUAGAGGAAAAUCCGAGGAACCAGCUGUUAACAAUACUCAACAUUUGCCACCGUGUUUGAGAGCUCGUCAUGCCAGAGCCAGUCGAGCAUCGCUAAGUAGAUCCUUGGACGAAGCAAAAUUCAAUAAAAUGACAGAGGAAGCACGUCUUCCUGUGAAACAGUCUAUGGAGGAUACACAGCAUAGCUCGACGCCGAAUGUUGGCUCUGGUUCGAACGGUUCUUCCAGCAGCACGGAUAAAAGUCAUCUGAAGAAUCUGGGCGGCUUGGACCUGGGCGAUCCUCAAUGCAGAGAACGAAUAGAAAAGUACAAAGAGGAGAGAAGGACGUUCUUGAGGGAUAAGUACAGGUCGGAAAGCUUUCGAGGAAUGUUGUCGAAGACGGAGGACGACGGUGAACAGGCACUUUUAGCUAGGUUAAAACAGAGAGCCUCUAGACCCUCUCUGCAUUGAUAUUAAAAUAUUUACUAAAGAGUUUCUCUGGGUCGAAUCUAGACGACCAUAUUAUUGCCUGAAAGUCGCGUCGUAUAAGGGAAUUAUUUGUUAACGAUUCCAAUGAGAACUGCUCGUUCUAUCCACCGUGUUACGUUUAACCCUUUGCUCUCAGAUUAUACCAUCUAUCUUUGAGAUAACAAUAAUAAUAUUUCAUCUUGAAACAACGGUAGAUUUAAUCGAGUAUUUAGAAACGGAUACGUUUCAAAUUGUUCCGUGUAAAGGAAAUUCGUCGUUAGCGAUGUUAUAUUAGAUCGUAGGGAAUCCGACCAAAUUGUAAUUUUAAAAGUUCCAAGCAUUCGGAGAAGCGUGUCGAGGUCCAAUUUCGAAAACAAAUGGUUAUGCACAAACGAUCAACUUUUUCACCGAUCUAUAAUACUUAUAAAAAAAAAAAAAAAGAAAAAUUGUUAUACUUUCUCUGCCAUUCAGGUAUUUCUUUAUAUAUAUAUUUUUCCAAGUAUUAUCUUUUAAAUAUUUUAAAGUGACGAUUCUAUUUACGUGUGUAUUUAUAUUCGAGUGUAAAGGGUUAAAGCGUGAGAUUCGAAUAUUCGAGUAGUGUAACGAAGGAAGAGGAUACGUGAGCUUUCUUUUCAAAGGAGUUCGAGAAAGAAGUUUAUUCGUUUUUUUUUGUGUUUUUUUUUUUUUUUAUUUAGCAGAACAGUUCGACGAUAAUUCGUACGUGUGUUCUUAAUUUAUUACUUAAUCGAGAUUAAUACGUAAUUAGAUUAUUUCUGUUAUUGUUAUUACGAGGAUCAUUUUCCAUUAUUAUUAUUAUUAUUAUUAUUAUUAUUAUUAUUAUUAUUAUUAUUACUAUUAUUAUUAUUAUUGUUAUCGUUCCCAAAGAUGUCUCGUUAUUUAGAACCUUAGAUGCGUUUUGUCGUGCUGUUCUGUUAAUCGAACAUUUACAUAAUUGAUCGACGUGUAUCAGAGUGUGUUGGUAUCGGGAGGACCGAUUCGUUUUUGAAAAACCACCCUUUGCACGCGAAAUUCCUUUGUCCACCGGUUGCUGUGUAGGCUUGUUUGAAAAUUUUAUCGAGAAGUUAAGUUUAAACGUACAAAUUUAUAAAAUACUCUUGUCUGUAAUGGUUGAUCUGAUUCUUUAGUCAUGGUGAUUUUUUAAGAGGCGUGUAAUUAUACGUACAGGAUGUUUAAAGAAAUUUUUUACCCAUAUUUAGAGUAAGAUUAUUGAAGUUUUCAUGAUAUGAAUUUUUAUAAUUGAUAUUUUUUAAAUCGUGUCUGGUUAGUUACAGUUAUCGAAUGGAUUCAUUUUUUAAUUUAUAAUUAUGAAAUAUUAAAAAAUUUAUCAUAAACUUCUCAGAAGAUCCUGUACGUACACUUUAAUGGUACUGCUCGUGUUGCACGAGAGGAAAACCAAUUUCUAGAAUGAAAUGAAAAAAAGAAAAAAGUAAAAAAAAAAAAAAUAUUCGCUCGAUGCAGGCUCGAAGUACACAAGUGCAAAGGACUUGAACGUUUUAAUGAACGCCUUCGAUUCGCAUAGCUGGGUUAUAGUAAUUAAAAUCGAAACGCUUCCCUUUUUUGUAAAUUUCCUUGUUGCUGAUUGAACUGAAUAUUUUUUAUAUAUGUACCGUGAACCGUGAUUUCGCUCGAUCAUAGAUCGUUUGUUCGAUGAUAACGAGGUGCGUGUAUCGAUGUCCAAGCAUUUUUCUCGCUUUUUGUAUCUCAGAAUCUUUGUUGAUUCGUCUUCUUGUUUCUCUUCUCUUUUCAUUUUUAUACAUACCUUUCCAAGCUUGUCACAGCUGAGAUAGCACUUAAUUAGAGAUUUUUUAAAAAUAUAUUUACACUCUGUUAGCGAUGUCAUUGAUGUCGAGAAAGUUUAGAAUACUCGUUAAUGUUUCGUGUUUUAUUUUUAGAUUAGAAUCUUUGGUAUAUUUUGAUGGAUCUUCGUUUGUGCUUCAUUAGAGACUGCAAAAUUUUCCCAUCCCAUUUUUUUUUUUUUUUCUUAAUUUUUAGGAUUCAAUCUUCACUGUAUUAUUUCUUAAGUAUUCGAUACACGUCGUUGAUGUAUUUUCUUUCUUUUUUUUUUUUUUUUCUUGUCGUGGACUGGUCCACGAUCAAUCUAUAACAUGUUUUUCUUUUGUAUAUGCUAAUUAUUUAGUCGACAUGUAAUAUAUUAAUUUAUAUAUUUUAGUUUGACUAUCAGUGUAAAACGAAGAUGUUUUUGCUUGAAAUCAAGAUUACUAUCGGUUUUGUUCAUUUUUUGCAAUUCAGUUUGAUAGAAAUACUUUCUUCGUGCCACUAGGAUAAAAUACCAAUUCCAAUUUUUUAUAGUUUCUUUUAUACGUACAACUUUUUUCGAUCACGUUUUUUACUUCACUCUUUGGUUUAGUAUUCAUAUCUUCAGUUUGAUUAUCAAUUUCUUUUCUUCCUGCCAUUCAACGGAGGUGUCUUAUUUACCCUCACGCGAUGUCGCGUGCUCGUUAAAUUCAAGGAUCAUUUCUUGACAAUUAAAAAAAAAAAAUAAAUAAUAAUUAUCGAAGAUAUCCAUAAGGCACCCCGUAUAUCGUUCAAGAAUUGAUCACCAUCGAUUCCAAUGACUUUCAGUCGUUUCGAAGGUCGGAUAAAUGACAAAGUUGAUAAAAUGGAAGCUCGUUUUAUCUUCAACCGAAUCGCGAUCUCUGCAUCUUGUUCUUUCAACUACGAACAAUAAUCAAAAGUAUAAGAAAGACGUCACACUGUAUAUUUUCAUCCGUGUUUGUCUAUUCAUAAUCCUGAAGAUGCUCAAAAGAAAAAAGGAUCUGUUUUGCAAGAAGCGCGAACACGUUUUCAAUAUCGUUCAGAAUUUUACAUGCCAGAUUCGCGGUUUUCUGUAUUUUUUUAUAACACGAAUCGUAGUGUACAAGAUGUAACAUAUUUCUUAUUCUUUUUUCUGGUAAAACGAACAAGAAAAAGCAAAACUCGACGACCAAGCACAGAGCCUUUAAAGAAAAAAAAAAGAAACGAAAAAAAAAACAAUAUCUUACCCGAUGGUGUGCUGAAAAUUCAAGAUAAUGUUUUUUUUUUCUUUCUUUUUAUGAAUGUUAUAACGUUUGCUGUGACGAUGAUAACGAUGAGUGAGAGAUUAAAAAGAAAAAUGUGUCACGAGCAUUAAAAUGUCGAGACAACGCGUAUAGAAUUGUAAUAAUUGAAAGAUUGCGAACAAUAUGGAUGAUUAUUAAAUAAUCUAUACAGUUGAUUAUUCCUAUUGUCGGAAACGCUCUUUAUCGCUAGAAUUUCUCUUGUUCGAUGUGUACGCGUGAUGGCUUGUUAAAGCAUUCACGAAAAAACUUAUUCAACGCUGUAACGAAGUAUAAACGUUUCAAUGGCACGCGUCUGAAAGACUGUAACAAUUUGCGUUUUAAGCGUUGCAAAUUGUUCCGGUAGUAUCGUCAAUUCCUUCAUUUCAUUUUUUUUUUUUUUUUCUUUUAAUCUUCGUCUUAUUUUGUAUAUUGAACCAUGAUGAACUCGUGAUUGAGCAAUGAUCAUUCGAUACUGCCCUCUAAUUUACAUUUCCAUGAGAAAAAUAUGUGUACUUUUUAAUUAGUAUUAUUAGUGUUCAAAGUUGUACUUGCAUUUUAAGUAUUAAAAACAUUACCGUCUGUUAGAAUAUUAAUGCAUUUACUAUGAAAAAUAAUUUUUAGUUACAUACAAAACUUAAAAAAAAAAAUAUUAUUUUUUCAUUCAUCAGAUAAGUCAAAUGAUCAAUGCUUGAUUAUCUUGCCGAUGAUGAUGAAUAAUUAUUCUUCUGUUUGAUGCUCGUCAGUGAAUCGUAAGCGUGUAUGAAAACCCGUAAAAAUGAUAUGCAUGCACAAGUAAUUAGCUUCCCCCAAAGACAGACUAAGAGUGAAGAAUCGUGUUUAGAAAUAUUAAAAAUGAAACAAAGUAUUUAAAGAAAGAUCUUCGAUAGCUGCUUCCCUGGAUACCAAGUGUAAUUAAGGGAGAAAGGCCUAGUUAGCGGUAUUAUACAUAUUAAACAGGUAAUUGCCUAAUACAAGAAAUAAAAACCUCGAGGAUACAUCUAUUUACGAGAGUACUUCUGCACAAUACAAUGCGCAAUAACGGUACACACGUAGGAUGUAUAUUUUUUAAUAAUUUGAGAUUGUCGCGGUUAUACAAGGAUAUAAAAUUAGGUAUAGUUGUAGGGUUGUUGAGAACAAAGGAGAGAAACUACAAAAAAAAAAAAAAAAAAAAGAAAAAAAAUAA